UAGCUCUAAUAUAGGCUAGGCCUUAAAUCUACGAUUUAACAUCAAAGCGACUAGAAUCAGACAUAACAAGUCUGCUCGUUCUGCAAUGAGAACCUAAUUUCAAUGGCUAUUUUGUUCAACAUUCACAAAUGUUAUAGAUACGAGAGUGUGUUUGGACCUCUGCGGGCCUUUCAUGUUAGGGUAAAAUAAAACAUGGCUUUGAUGAAAUGUAGGUUCAAAGUAAUUAACCAAUAGCAUCGGGUCAUAUUAUACUUUGCUGCCUGAGUAUCCGCACCAUUGUCGAUCGAACGCUGGAGAGAGAAGUAGGCUAUACCUGCGGUAACCAUGGCCAGCCCUGCGAAACGUAAAGAGGAGGAUUGGGACGUAGAAGGGUAUCUACACAACGUUUCUCCGGCGAAAAACUCCAAAAAGAACCACAAGUAUUUUACUGCUGUGAUUCAGACCGGGAGAAGGGACUUUCACAAGGUUGUGAGUUUUUCGAUGGAAAAACUAUCUCCGUUUUCUCACGCUUCAAAGACCGGGACAGCAGUGAAACUUAAGAACGUGCGGCGGUCUCUCAGCUACUCCGAUCCAAAUGGAUUCGAUGUGAUCUGUAAUAGAACCACAUCUCUUGAUGUUGUGAGCGUUUCGUUCUCCCGCAUCGCACCUCCAAGCAGUACAAGGCUGAGUGUAGCCGAUGUUAAAGCUCUGGGACCCAGACAAAAUGUAGGCGAGCUGGAAGCAAAAGUGAUGUCCCGUGCAGCGCUUAGCAAAAUCGUGCUGGUGAACAAAGAGGAGUGCGAACUUAAGGAGAUAUGGGUCAGCGACGGGACCGAAGAAAUGAAACUCACACUCUGGGACAGCCUCAUUUCUGAAGCUCAAAUAUCAAAAUCAUAUUUGUUUUCGAAUUUGUCUACACGAGAGAUAAAAGGAGAAAUUCGUCUAACGACAACUCCAUCCAGCAAAAUCAAAGAAAUCCCGCCACUGAACGUACCUGAUAGAGACGAAGAUCCAGUCGACAGCGCUUCCUCCGCGACCCUGCGCGGUGUCGUCUCCGGUAUUAAAAUUAUAGCCCGACAUCGCUGUCCGAAGUGCCACAGCCUGCAGAAUAAUAUUAUCCCCAAAUCUAUUAUGCACAGAUGUGAAGCCUGCAAACUACUCCAACGGUCAUCUUCUUUCAAGUCAACCUACGGAGGAGUUAUUGUUCUCACGACAGACCAGGGAGAUAACUCGUGUACGUUGUCAGAUUUAUGCCUGACUACUUACUUUGACAAAUACGGCAUAAACCAUUCACCCAACGAUCUGGAGUCCAUUGAGGAACACUUCAUUAAUCGUUCUGAGUUUGAAAUUACCAUCAACGACGUUUCCCUGGUUACUUGCAUAAUGCACCCCACUCAGCAAAAUGAAGAUUGGGAAGAUGAUCAAGCGUUGAUUAAAAUGGAUGGUGAAGGUGGCGUGGCUGGUGAAGGUGGCGUGGCUGGUGAAGGUGGCGUGGCUGGUGAGGGUGAUCGUGUCGCUGGUGCUGAAGGUGGCGUGGCUGGUGACGACGGUGCUGGUGUCGCUAGUGCUAAAGGUGGCGUGGCUGGUAAGGUCGCUGAAGUUGUUGUGGGGUGUUCUUCAGGACGCCAGUAUAGACUAAUUGAGUAGAGUAGCUAAUGUUAAAAAAGAUAUAAGGCUA
This is a messenger RNA of Paramisgurnus dabryanus, 1657 nucleotides long. RefSeq lists its product as uncharacterized. NCBI's taxonomy places the organism in Eukaryota, Metazoa, Chordata, Actinopteri, Cypriniformes, Cobitidae. The record is from RefSeq and is a predicted model, not a curated record.